Messenger RNA from Colletotrichum fioriniae, 954 nucleotides. The record is from RefSeq and is a predicted model, not a curated record. Lineage: Eukaryota; Fungi; Ascomycota; Sordariomycetes; Glomerellales; Glomerellaceae.
AUGGUCAAAGUCGCUAUUGCUGGUGCUUCCGGAAAGCUUGCCCUCGAGGUCAUUGACAAGUUGGCCGCUGCCGGAAAACAUGAGAUCCUCGGACUGGUCCGCAAGGGAGUGAAGUACAUCCAGACUUCUUAUCUAGAGGAGAAGGAGUUGGUAGAUAUUCUCACCGGUGUUGAGACUGUUCUCUCUUUCAUCGUGGCUCACACCGACCCGAAUGCGGAGACAUCCAAGCGCCUCAUCGAUGCAUCAAUCAAGGCCGGUGUGAAGCGCUUUGCCCCGAGUGAGUGGGCGACUGCGGGCUCAAGGAACAACAACCUGUCAGAUGUGAUUGAGUACGCGUCUUGGUACGCCAACAAGCUGGAAGUCAAGAAGUACUUGGAAGACAUCAACAAGAGCAAGAAAGUGAUUGAGUACAGUCUGUUCCAACCUGGAGCUUUCAUGAACUACUUGGGUUAUCCUCACCAGACCACCAAGCAUUAUCAAAUCGAUUAUGCUACCUUCAUUGACUUCGAGAAGGCUACUGCUUUUAUUCUUGAGGGGUCCGAGAGUGCCGAAAUGACGAUCACUACCAUCGAAGACAUCGCGGAGGUAGCCGCACGAGCCGUCGAUUACGAAGGCGAAUGGCCUGUUGUAGGCGGUAUUACCGGCGAUAGAGUCACCAUCGGAGAACUUAUUAGGUUGGGAGAAAAGUGUAGAGGAAAACCCUUCCAGGUCGACAGGUUGAAGUUUGAGGACCUCCAGGCAGGCAUUGUCAAGACAGACUUCUUCCCCGCCAUCGACGUUCCUGGUGUUCCAGCGGAGCAGAAGGAGUACUUCAGAAACGUAAUCGUCAUCGGAGCGACGAUUUCGACAGCUCGAGGCACUUGGGCAACCACUGAUGAGUGGAACAAGUUGCUUCCUGACUUCAAGCCAACCACCAUUGAGGAGUAUCUGCAGAAGACCUGGGGCUCUCAGUAA